Molecule: messenger RNA, 970 nt
Organism: Oryza sativa Japonica Group (Japanese rice)
Lineage: Eukaryota; Viridiplantae; Streptophyta; Magnoliopsida; Poales; Poaceae
Molecular function (GO): peptidyl-tRNA hydrolase activity
Source: RefSeq, a predicted model, not a curated record
AUGCCACAUUUGAUAUUAGGUACAUUUAUAUUAGGACGGAGGCCGUGCCACUCGUAAUACAUACCCAGUCGGCUAAGGCUCUCCACAGUUCAGUAAUUCAAGUUACGCACGAUAUGAACUUAUUCGAGAAAAAAUUGGGGAAAACAUACAGUAGAAUUUUGUAUCAGGAAACAGUAACAAAUUCACAACCAUGCUGUCCUUGCUUCCCCUUCGCUUGCCGUUCUCCGCAGCCGCGACGCAUCCAAACUCCACUUUCCUCCUCCAACGCGCCGUUAGGCUUCCCAUCCUCCCGAUCUCACCGCGAGCCAGCAUGAGCGCCACCGCCGCCACGCCGGAUUCCUCGGCUUCCGCCGCCGCCGCCGCCGUUGGCGGGGAAGUGGGGAAGGAGGCGGAGGAUGUGGUGGUGCAGUACGUGGUGCUUCGGCGCGACCUGGCGGACGCGUGGCCGCUGGGGAGCGUGGUGGCGCAGGGGUGCCACGCCGCCGUUGCCGCCGUGUGGGCGCACCGCGACCACCCGGACACUGCCGCCUACUGCGGGCCAGACAACCUCGACCGGAUGCACAAGGUAACACUGGAGGUGAAAGGAGAGACACAACUGAAGAACCUGGCUGAGAAGCUGGAAACCGCUGGUGUCCGGCACAAGGUGUGGAUAGAGCAGCCAGAGAACAUACCAACUUGCAUAGCGACUGCGCCGUGCCCAAAGUCACAGGUUUCUUCAUUCUUCAAGAAGCUCAAGCUUUGUAAAUGAGCCACUAUUUAGGAUCCUCAAAAUUCAAAACUUUGCAAGCAAUCUGUCUUUUCAUUACUGGUUUUAUCGUCAAAGGUUGGCAUUAGAAGUCACACCAGAUACUGCAGCCAUGUACUGUCUAUACCUGUUCCAUUUUUGGAUUUAUUGAUCGUGCAUGUUUUUGCCAUGGGACCAUGGUGGCGGGUUGAUGAAGCAAUCAGUGAGAAAUUGACAUUUUUGUUC